GGUUGUGUAAAUGCGAUGGGUUGGGCACCCGCGGCCUCCGGCCCCAGGCAGUUACCUCAGCCGCAGGGCGGCGAUACAGCCAAAGCAACUGGAUCAAGAGCGCCUCCGGAACUAAAGCGUUGGCCUGUGUCUGCUCCAGGGCUCCGUUUCUCCGAGCACCGGGGGGCGGGGCCUGGCCAGUGGGGCUCGGCGGAGAGCAGCCCGGGCUGGCUGAGGGUGCAGCGAGGUGAGGUCGCCGGCUGCUGGACCAUGCUGAGUGGCGCGUGCGGCAGGCUCGUCUCAGCGCCGCUGUCCGCCGUCGCCCGCAGGUGGCUGCACGCGUCGGUGCCUAGACUGUCAGCGGACCGGAGCGCGAAGGCGGGGGAGCAGCCCCGCGCCUUGGACCCGGCGCUGCUGGAGUUCCUGGUGUGCCCGCUCUCCAAGAAGCCGCUCAGAUACGAAGCAUCGACAAAUGAAUUGAUUAAUGAAGAGUUGGGAAUAGCAUAUCCAGUCAUCGAUGGCAUUCCUAAUAUGAUACCACAGGCAGCUAGGAUGACACAUCAAAAUAAGAAGAAAGAAGAAAUGGAGCAGCACUAAACCAUAAUUUUUUUAAAAAAAAGAAAA
Molecule: messenger RNA, 603 nt
Organism: Loxodonta africana (African savanna elephant)
Lineage: Eukaryota; Metazoa; Chordata; Mammalia; Proboscidea; Elephantidae
Gene: PYURF
Product: PIGY upstream open reading frame
Exons: 2
Coding region: 16-576 (186 amino acids)
Source: RefSeq, a predicted model, not a curated record